Messenger RNA from Owenia fusiformis, 2314 nucleotides. Lineage: Eukaryota; Metazoa; Annelida; Polychaeta; Sabellida; Oweniidae. The record is from the annotation of a GenBank genome assembly.
CCUACAGAAGUUUCAAUUGGUGUUACAUUUUAGGAAAAGGCAACUUACUGGAAAAAUAGUUGGUCAAUAGACUUAGGACAAUAGACAGUCCACAAACAAAACAAACCAUUAGACUGUUAAACCUUGACUGAUACAAACUUCAUCAAUACAUCCACAAACUCUGGAUUUUAAAUAAACAAUUGCUAUAGAUCAGUGUACCUGUCAUACGAGACAAUUUAUCAUAACAACUAUAGCUAUUUAAUUCAACUGGAUUUGAUUGGAAAUUUAAUUGGAUAUGAUAUUGUAAAACUGUUGUUUUAUGGCUGACUAUGGCCAUAACUAAGCUGCACAUCUGGCUUAUUACAGCUGUAUGAGUUUUAGCCACAGCUGCUAAUUGUAGCUGUGUGAGAACUUUUGUAGAUUUUGCUAAUCACAGCUGCUUGAGUCAUUAGCCACAUUUCAGUUAAAACCUUUGCUGAUUAACAGCAACCAGUUUUACUGUUUUGGAGGAUUAGAGAUUUAAAUGGUAAAAAGAAUCUAGGAACACAAUAAUAAGAUGGAUUUUGAUGGAUUUGGAGCAUUGGAUAUUUAGAAUGUGGAAUGGAUGCUUUGUGAGUUUUGCAAAUUGCUUCAACAUAACAGAAAAGUAAUUUAUAGUUUGAAGAAUUAAAUCACAGCUUUUAAAGAUUGGAGAUUUAUAAUUCAUUGACAAAAUUAUUGCAAUAGUUAGUGUUCUGUUUGUCUUGCCUAAUGGAGGGUUAGAAAUAGUAAAUUUACUCAUGGUAUGAAAAUAAAAACAAAAUUUCAGAAAAGUCAUUUUCAUCAAAGAUUUAUGAAGCUGUGCACAGGAUGUAAGUGCGAAGAUACAUUUAUAUAGAAAUAUAACGUGAGAUGUACCCUAUGCAAAACGGAUAUGUAAAAAGAAAAAAAGCGAUGAAUGUUGCCGAAUUGCAACAUUAAUUCAUAAAAUUAUGUAUUGUUUUAUGAGGAAUUAAAUUUGAUUGUGAUCUAUAUGUAAUGGCUAAAGCGGAUCCUGAACCGGAAGUCAUAACUGAGCCCGAACCAAAAAUCACAACUGAGCCUGAACCAGAAAUCAUAAGUGAGCCUGAACCAACCAGUCAACCUGAACCUGUCCAACCGGAACCUGGCCAACCAGAACCUUGGAAUAUAUCAGUUGCAGAAUCAGAGCCAGAACCAGAGGGAGAAGCAUGGCCAGAGCCUGCGCCAGAAUGGGACAAAGCAAUGGAUAAGUGGAAAGGUGCAUGGUACUUCCAUGUAUACUUCUUCACCUUAUUGUACAUUAUUAUUUUCUUCAUCGCAACUCUGUCACUUGUUCGACUCCUUAUGCUGUACAAACGCAAAAAUGUAAAGCGGCCAUUAACAACUAGUUUGAACAUUAUGCUUUGCAGUUUUGGACUUUUACGGACAGUUUCGCUAUUGCUGGAUCCAUAUAGCGCAUAUCAACACAUACAGUUUGAAAUAUCACACAUUAUUUGGACUGUUGGAUUUCCAUGUCUGACGACAGCAUUUAGUAUUCCCCUAUUGGCAUUAUUGGACUCUACAAAAGUGUAUAUAGCUCCACCUAAGUUUCAAAAACUAUCGUCAAUUCUAGUGAUCACACUAUUCCACUUUGUGCUUGUGAUAACAACGGACACUCUAGUUUUUAUGGUUCCUGGGACAUCCUAUCUUCUGGUCAUAUGCCAAGUGCUUUAUGUUGUUUGGGGGUUAUCCCUAGCUGGGGGAUAUGCAUUUGUGGCAUAUAAGAUCUCACGGAAUCUCAAGGCAACAGCAGAUAUGCAUCAAAGUCAAGAUCAAUGGAAAUUUGGUGGAUUGUUAAGUAAUAUCACUAUAUCUGCAGUAGUUGGGGUCUGUCUGACAGUGACACAUUUAUAUGGUGCUUUUGGUGUGUUUAGCAUCUUUACCUCCUUGGUGUUUGCUCCCCCCUGGCCUUGGUGGGCAUUUCAAACAUUGUUACGCACAAUAGAAGUGGCAAUGUCAUUCCUAAUAUUCACAGUCUCGGCUAAAGUACGGGCAUCCAAAGACAAUAAUGAUACUCCAAAGAAAUCCAUAUUGGCUAAAAUUAAAUGUGGAUUUGGACGAUCAGAAAAUAAGGUUGGAUCAAAAUUGCAUAAUAGCAAGACAGUAGCGGAUAGUUGCAGUUUGAAAAUAUCUUCGUUAAGUGCUGUAGAAGUGGACUCAACCUCGCCGCAGGCAAGGUCACCCAAUGAUCUCACUAUUAUGACUUCCCCCGUCUAAAAAUGGCAUUUUUCUUUAUUAUAUGGAACAUAAUUCAAAGUUCCAGUUGAAAAAAUUUUUUAUUUCAUCACUACAUAUU